Molecule: messenger RNA, 1101 nt
Organism: Puntigrus tetrazona (Sumatra barb)
Lineage: Eukaryota; Metazoa; Chordata; Actinopteri; Cypriniformes; Cyprinidae
Gene: znf706
Product: zinc finger protein 706
Exons: 3
Coding region: 156-386 (76 amino acids)
Source: RefSeq, a predicted model, not a curated record
CUAGCGCUCGGCGCCGCUGCGGUCGGAGCGGGAACUACAGGAGCGGCGCUCUGGGAAGAGCACAGCUGUCAGAAGCGUGCGGGAGACCACACUUAACAAGCUCAGAGCUGCUCGCGGACCUCAUCUGUUUGCCAGUUUGUCUCCCAUCCAACAGCAUGGCUCGUGGACACCAGAAAAUCCAGUCUCAGCAGAAAAACGCCAAGAAGCAGGCAGAGAUCAAGAAAUCCAAAGGCCACGACCAGAAGACCGCGGCGAAAGCGGCGCUGGUGUUCACAUGCGGCGUCUGCAGGUCGCAAAUGCCAGAUCCUAAGACCUUCAAGCAGCAUUUCGAGAGCAAGCACCCCAAGAACCCUCUUCCCCCAGAGCUGGAAGGAGUGGAGGCGUGAGCGGCGCCGGACACCAGAGGUCGAUCGUAUAAAACAUCACUAUAAGAGUCCUGAUCUCCAAUUUUAUCCAGCAGGACACGAUCAGCUCUCUUACCUGAGUUUUAUACACGCAUCUUCCCCUUCACUGCAGACACGAAUCCCGUGGAUCAAAGACUGAUGACGAUUAGCUUCCCUCUCAACACUGUUUCAGAGCACUUGCCUUGGCUGCGAUCAGAUCAGAGUAUUACCUCAACCUGCGCUCACACGCUUUCUUUUCUCAUCUAACUCGCGUAAUUUAAUAGAUCGAGAGAAACUAGAACACUACCAGUGAUCGUCAGCUGAUCAUCAGUAACAUAAUUGUGGUAGUUAGGGACACGUUUGUCUGCUUUUGCUUGGUAGAUAAGUCAUAGAUGAGUGCAAAUGGACAUGGGAGCGGUUUCCCACUACUUGACGUUUAGCCUGGGCAAAAACGUUUUCCCGUUCUUUAUUUUUCCUCAUUUACUCCUUUCGUUUUCCACCGAUGGUCCUGUACGCUGAAACUGGAAUCUGACGCAUUUCUGUAAAUCACUGGAUGUGCCCGAGGCUACUGUAUUUUAAUUUAAUGUUGCUGCAAAAGUUAUUUCUCUUUGGAGUUGUCUCAAACAAUAUCGCCUCAGUGUUUGAUAUUCCUGCUCAAGCAACCUGGUUUCCACACCAAUGUAAUAUAUCUCUUUAAUAAAAUUUUACUUUAAGACUA